Molecule: messenger RNA, 1179 nt
Organism: Parnassius apollo (apollo)
Lineage: Eukaryota; Metazoa; Arthropoda; Insecta; Lepidoptera; Papilionidae
Source: the annotation of a GenBank genome assembly
AUGGCACAAGGUAGUUCUGCAACCGAGAAAGAUAUCGGCCGACGUCGAGCAGUUCCUGUCAUCUAUGUACGGGGCUCCCAUUAUGAAGUUGGUUACGAUGUGGGUCGCACCUUCGCUUCUAUCAUCCAGAAUUACCUAGAUACAUAUGAAGAAUUAAAAUCUUUCGAAAAAGAAUACAAAACAGCCUCCGGGCGCACUGCCUAUGACAUGACUCUGGCUAAUAUGAAACAAAGGUAUCCGUACUAUGUAAAAGAAAUACAAGGUGUAGCCGACGGCGCAAAUGUAUCGUUUCAUCAGCUGUUCCUGCUGCACAUGGACGAUAUCAUAGGGACAAUAAAUGAAAACAGCAUCUCACGUAACGAUACCGGCGGUUGCAGUGACAUCGGACUCUACACUGCUGAUAACAUUGUGCUGGGCCACACAGAAGAUGCGCAAAAGGAAACACUCAAUCACUUCUACAUUGUGUCAGCACAUAUUAUACCGACACCAGAAGAUAAAGAACUAGGGGCAGUUGAAGAGAGAUUCGCCUCUUUGUCUUAUGCUGGUCAGCUGCCGGGCUACACAAUGGGCUUCAAUGAGAAUGGACUGGUGUUCACUAUCAAUACUCUCAGCCCUCUUAUUUUAAAACCAGGGAAUACACCCCGGACUUUCAUAACUCGAGCCUUGUUGGCGGCAAGAGAUCCAGCUGAAGCUGAUAAAAUCCUUCUAGACGAAGGUCUCGGCAUCGGUAACGGUUUUUCCAUCAACAUGAUAUGGACGGACACCAAGGGACAACGCACUUUAAAGAACAUCGAAGUGGCACCCGACCUACAAGCUGACAAAUCGUCUUUGAAUGUUCAGAAUCAUGACAAAGAACCUCUGAUGCAUUGCAACGCAUAUUUACGCCAACAAGUGCAACAAGUAUCUGGUGAUAUAAUAGACAGCAGCGUGACUCGAAUGAAAGCCAUCAAACAGCACCCAGCGCCACAAAGUAGAGCUGACAUCGAAGAUAUACUGUCAGACACCACAUACAAAGACUAUCCAGUGUUCCAGACCAGGCUUGAUGCUCAAAUUCAAACUAUUGCUGCUGGUAUUUUUGAUAUGAAAGCGAGCACUUGGAGCAUUUACAUUGAUAAGCCAAACGCUUCAGAGCCGGUCGCUAUUUUGCCGAUGAGAUUUUCAAUGUUGAAUCAAUUUUAA